Globicephala melas (long-finned pilot whale) is the source of this 1714-nucleotide messenger RNA. Its product is annotated as polyprenal reductase-like. Gene Ontology annotation, molecular function: 3-oxo-5-alpha-steroid 4-dehydrogenase activity. The record is from RefSeq and is a predicted model, not a curated record. Lineage: Eukaryota; Metazoa; Chordata; Mammalia; Artiodactyla; Delphinidae. Gene Ontology annotation, biological process: polyprenol catabolic process; dolichol-linked oligosaccharide biosynthetic process. Gene Ontology annotation, cellular component: endoplasmic reticulum.
AUGGCUCCCUGGGCGGGGGCCAAACUUUCGGCGCUGAAUCCGCUGCGUGCCGUGUGGCUCACGCUGGCCGCGGCCUUCCUGCUGACCCUACUGCUGCAGCUCGUGCCGUCCGGCCUGCUUCCGGGCUGCGCGCUCUUCCAGGACCUGAUCCGCUGUGGAAAAACCAAGGAAGGGGGGUCGUCGCGACCGGCCGCCUGUCGGGCCUUUGAUGUCCCCAAGAGGUAUUUUUCUCACUUCUAUAUCAUCUCAGUGCGGUGGAAUGGCUUCCUGCUUUGGAGCCUUACUCAGUCUCCGUUUGUGGGAGCACCUUUUCCAAACUGGCUUCAUCAUUUACUCAGAAUUCUUGGGGCUGCGCAAUUCCGAGGGGGUGAGCUCGCGCUGUCUGCGUUCUUAGUACUAGUGUUUCUGUGGCUACACGGCCUACGAAGACUCUUCGAGUGCUUCUAUGUCAGUGUCUUCUCCAAUGCCAUGAUUCACGUCGUGCAGUACUGUUUUGGACUUGUCUACUAUGUCCUUGUCAGCCUAACUGUGUUGAGCCAAGUGCCAAUGGACGGCAGGAAUGUCUAUGUGAUAGGGAAAAAUCUCUUGAUGCAAGCUCGGCGGUUCCAUAUCCUCGGAAUGAUGAUGUUCAUCUGGUCGUCUGUCCAUCAGUAUAAGUGUCAUGUCAUUCUCGGCAAUCUCAGGAAAAAUAAAGCAGGACUGGUCAUUCACUGUAACCACCGAAUCCCUUUUGGAGACUGGUUUGAAUACGUUUCUUCCCCUAACUACCUGGCAGAGCUGAUGAUCUACAUUUCCAUGGCUGUCGCCUUUGGUUUCCACAACUUAACUUGGUGGCUCGUGGUAACAUAUGUCUUCUUCAACCAGGCCCUGUCUGCUUUCCUCAGCCACAAAUUCUACAAAAGCAAAUUCGUCUCCUACCCGAAGCACAGUAAAGCUUUCCUACCAUUUCUGUUUUAAGAUAAUCUCAGUUACGAGGAAUGCACACCAGGUGACAGUUCCAAUUCCCAAGGACAACGAAGUCUAGAGACCAAAGUGCAAUUUCUGUAGAACUGUUUAAAACUCUCUGGUCCAUUUCUGUUACCAGAAGUCUUCAGUGCAUGAGCAAAGCAAUACCACUCAAGAAAAUGAGUCUUGGGACUUCCUUGGCAGUCCAAUGGUUAAGGCUCCACACUUCCACUGCAGGGGGCAUGGGUUCGAUCCCUGGUUGGGGAACUAAGAUCUCACUUGCUGCUCAGCGUGGCAAAAUAAAUAAAUUUUUUUUAAACAAUGGAAGAAAUUGAGUCUUCAGAGAAGAAAUACUUCUGGCAGACCUGGGAGUGCUAUGUCUGCUUUCUAAGAUGCUUUAUAAAAGCAACCAAAUGCUAAAAAGUAGAUGAGACUUUUCCAAGCUGCUUCAAAAACAGACUAAUCAAGAAUAUACAAACAGCUUCAAACAAACACACACACAGUGGAAGAGAUAAGGUCAUCUGUGGCUUUGUUUUUGCUACAGACAAAUUAACUAGACUACACAAUAAGCAAUAUAGCAGAUGCUCAGUAACUUGUUGCAUAUCAGUCAAAGCUGAAUAGCCUUUGAAAAUAACAACAAUGUAUAAUUUCACACCAAUGGAUUCUGGGAAAAGUGAGUUUAUUGAAGUUAGCUUAUACUUAUUACCACAAAGAUUUCCAGCUAUGUAACCAUCAAUAGUCAUUUCCCCCUCAAAUCAUAGCCUAACAA